CCAGUAUAUUUUGUAUUUUUGAAAGGAUCUGCUCCGAAUAUAAGAGUCUAACUUCGUGGAUAACUCUUGUGCCUGGUAAAAAACCAAACAAGCAAUCACAAAAUGAAACAAAAAGAAUGUGGACGUUGCUUUGAGUGAUGUUGAAGCUGCACUCAUCAAGUUAAAUGGAGUCUUUCACCAUAUCCUGAAUUGUCCCUUGUGGAUGGUUGACAGGAGACAAGAGGGCUGCAAAAUGAAGACCAGACACUUGAAAGCUGAAAAUGCUAAUCAACAAAGAAAAAUAUCAAAGAAAAUGUGGGAGUGGGAGCUCCUCAGAGGGUCGGUGAAGACUCAAUGGACUAAAUGGUCUCUUUCUGCAAGGUAGUCUCUUAUGUUCGGAGAUGACUUGCUUCCAUUCCAGUUCGAUGGGAUCUGAGAUGGCUGAUAAAUCCAAUGCGUGAUCUGCUGACUCUGGCUAUGUACCUGUGAGUCAGGUGUAGCUUGGAGGGUCAGUUAGAUGGAGUGGUUUGGAGUUAUUUUUACAUUUAAUCCACUGCUUUGACAUCACCUCUGCAUGUUUCCUGACAGAGUUGUUCUGGGUUUGGAGCCUUCUCGAAUAAACUUUAUCCCAUAGUUGAUGGAAGUUUUGAUCUCUUCCGAGGUGCUUUUAAGGACAACUCUGACUCAUAGAUAGGAGUCCAGAGAUGACUGCUGCUUAGCGAAGGUAACCUUAAUCUUGGGUUUGAGACUUGGUACUUGGGUCUUUUCAUACUCAGUCACCCAAUGACUGAGCUGGUAUGUUGACAGCAUUAAUGGAUUUCCACAGCAAUGUUUGCUUUUGUCAAGAAGGGGAUCGUAACAUCUGGAGAAUCCAACUUGAACUUAAUUGAUGGGAAAAGGCAUGCAUGAAUGCCUUUUGGAACAGAACCUUUAUUUCCUGGGUGUUGUUAGUGAAAGACCCUUUUCUUUCUCGUUUUCUGGUGACUGAAGUUCGAGUGAAUUUGUUUUAAAAUUGAAGGCAAUGUAAGUUAAACAGCCAGAUCUUGGGGGAAUUAAUGGAAUGAGCGAGCAGGAUCAUCAUCAAGCUUGAAAAAGACUGCUCAAUAUUUUUGAUUAUCUUCACCUGGUAUCACUGUCAUCGAUCAUCCAGUUGACUUUGGCAUUGCACUCUCUCUGAAGAUUUUCCUUGCCUCCUCCAUGAGUUGUGAAGCUGUUGAGAACAUUCAAGGGGUGGUAUUUCAUCACAACUUUCCUUUUCAACUUAUUGAAUCUGUAGCUGCAUUAAGACCUUAAAGGACUUCAGAAUGGCCUUUCUGCCUCCUCCUGCUGUAAAGUGGAAAAGCUGCCGAAGAUGGGGCUCCAAAAUUAAUCAGAGGAUUGCAGAGUUGGAUUUGUGAAGUUACCAAGGCAAAAGGCCAAUGGAGUCUCCGGGCAGUUUUGAUCAGCUGACAAACUGCCUGAAGCCAGUGGAGCUUUUAAAUGGCAUGUGUUCUAAUGGAGAAACUGGAAUCCACAGCCAAGCAAGAGAGCAUUGCAGCUCAAAGAGACAGAGACGAAGGGCUCAAAAUUUUACUGACAAUGAUCUACAAACCCUUCUGGAUGAAAUGCAGCCAAGGAGGGACAGAUUGCUUGGUGUGCAUGGCAGGAAACCUCAAAAGCCUAUUUCACGUGCUAUGUGGAGGGAAGUGGCAAUGGCACUGAAUGCCACCUCGCUCACCUCUAGGACUGCAGACCAAUGCCGGAAAAAGUUCAAUGAUCUGACAAGAGCAGGCAAGGAGAAACUCAUGCACAAUGCCCGCGAGAGGCAGGAGUGCAGAGGGGGCAUUCCCAACAUUAAGGAGCUCACCCCCUAUGAAGAACAGGCCGUGGAACUGCUGGGUAGGCAAUGUGGUCUUGCUGUAGUGGCAGAUGGAGAAAUUGGUGUAACGGUGCAGACUCCAGAGCCAUCACAGCAGUGGGGGCCAGAGGAGGAGGAGGAUGAUGAUGAUGAUGAUGAAGAGGAGGAGGAGAAACUAUGCUACCUCAUUAAUUAUGAAGAUGAGGAGGACGAUGACGAGAGCAAGCCAGAUCGUGAGUCCCUGAAGCUUGAUACAGCUCCAUUUUCCACUGCCCCUAUCCCAUCAAUUUCACCCCCUGCAUCCCUGGCCUUCUCAGUCCCACGGUCCAGCUCUGAUAUGGUCACUAGGGCACGGUUGGACAGUGUUAACGAGGAAGUAGCACUGAGUGAUUCCCAAGGCAUCAGGGAAUCGGAUGAGUGGGGAAUGGGUGAGGACAUGCCACUUCCCCAGAGGAGGCCAAGGAGAAGGAUGCCCCUGACCCCAGAUCCCUGGGGUUCUGAUUUCAUGGGUACUCGCUCGAAGAGAAGGAUGUUCAAUGAGCAUCAUACUUACGUGCAGGCUCUGCGCUCAGUCUUUGAAGAUGUGCAGCAUCUGACAGCUGUGACUUUGGAGUCUACAGCCCUCAUUUGCAACAGCAUUAAAGAAGCUUUCACUUCACUGCAGUCAUCAAUGGAACACGUGGCAGCUUCAUUAGAGUCUGCAGCACAUCCCGACUUCAGAAAUGCACAGGAAUCAGUCUGUGCCCCCACACCCACAGAAGUGCAAAAUGCUGCAUUGGCAGUAAUUGGGGAGAAAAUAGACAGCACUCUACGUGUUGGUUUUCAGAGUCUUGGGGCUGGGAUCCAAGCUGCUGUGACUCACGGCUUUCAGGAUCUAAUAGCUGCCAUUAAACCACCUAUUCCAGUGGUUAAUGGGAAUGCAAAUACAGGGCUUAGUGCAAUGCCAAUGUCUGACAGUAACCUGCCAGAAGCAGCUAGUUCUCAGGACAGCCACACAUGGCAGACCUCUAACCCACCCUCCCACAGAAUCAAGCCAGCAGAAUUCAAGAAGCGAUACCAGACUGUCCAUACAGAAGCUCACAAGAUGCAGCCAGUGGUGGCUCCCUGCCAGGAAGAAGCUGCCCUUGGAGGUGGACCACCUCAGUCCCAUGAGCCUUUUGUAGCACAGGAACUGCCAAUGCCCUCGUGUGAUACUCAGGUGGCACCAAGGAGAAACAGUCGAAUAGGAGACAGAAAGACCCGUUUAGGUACUCCAGGAAAACCCUACAUAAAAAGGAAGUAGGAUGACAUAGUUAUUGUAUGGAUUGCUUGUAAUAAAAGAGAAUGUAUAUUUACUUUGAGCUGAGGUAUUCAAAUCCGAUAAGAGUGGAGCAAACAAUGAUGUGAUGAUCAAGGAUGGGUACCAGGUGAAGGAUUUAUCACUUGUCUGAAGAUGGAGAGAUUGUUUGGAGGUGUUCUUGAAGUUGUGGUAAUGAUGCUAUCCUCUGAGACAAGAAGCGCCCAGUUUGUAUGGUCUUUAAGGAGUCCUUGUAGCAAAGGUCAGCCUUAUUCUCUCCUCCAUAAUGCUCUGCCUCCAGAACAACUAAGCCCAGCUUCCCAGGUAAAUAGCUAUUGAGUCUAUAGUUUUAGAUUGCUGUUGUGCAGGCCACAACGAGUAUUAGGAAUGUGGAGCAUAUGAACUGGAGUACGUGGGACCUGGUACUCUGAAACCCGGUGGCCCUCUCAGUGACCAUUCUGGUAAAAGUGCAGACCUUGGUGUAUUGCUUCUCAGUAUUCCCAGACCUCUUAAUGAGGUCAUUAACCAUAGCAGCAAGGGUUAGACAGUGUCCCUCAAAGCUGUUAUUGACAUUAUUGUUUAACAACAGUGGCAAUGAAUUACUACAUCAUGGCAACUACAUGCACAUCUCCCAUGGAGAAUUCUUUUGCAUGCUGUUGCACUCCAUCUUGGCAUUCAGGGCGUGAAAACGCUCAGGAUUUCUCACUGGCAGAGAAGGUUAAUGCUAACCAUGGGAGCUCGCAAAGCCAAGUUGAUGCCAAAUUAAGUGAUAUUACAAUGAUCCUCUGCAAUUGCCAAAAGUGACUGAGUUGAGACAACUCAAAAGUUAUCAUUUUCUCAGUUACAGACAACUGCCUGGGCCAGUUAUCUUGGCUGUAGGCCUUCUUUUAAUACCAUUCGUAAUUCUUCGACUGUCUGCUUUUUGAAGAGCACUCAUUUCACUGUAUUCCUUGCUUACAUCUGAAUAAACCCGUGUAGACUGUAAGUUAUUUAAGGAGAGGGUAAUUUAUCGCUCAGAAGUUGCCUCAGUUGUCUUCCUCCAUCAUCUCCUGCUCCUAACCCGUCAUUAUGAUGGAAAACAAUGGAAUUAUGGGUAUCCUUGGGAUCUCUCUGCCCCUCAGGCCAUUAGAAACAAAUGCAGUAUCUGUGGAGAAAAGAUGCAGAUCAAUAUAUCAUCCCGACAAAUCUUUCCAGCUCCAGAAAUCUGACAAAUCUCCUAUCCCUCUUCAGCCUCAAAACUCCCCCAGUCUCAGCUGAUCUUCGGAGUGUACAAAGUUUCAGAAUUUGGUUCUGUGUAAGUCUCAGUAUGUUGGAAGCACCAGUUACUGAAAUUAUUCCAGUCUGCAGGCCUCAUACAAAUAGAAUUCAAUGAACUUCGUUGGGUUUUAGUGGUAGAAUGUGGGAGGGCCAAUAUGUGAUCAGGAAAUUGGCUUAAUUCAUUUUGAGAUCAAAGAGAGACAGAAUUGGCUUCAGCUUUUAUGUGAAUAAUGGUACAUCCAAUUGUUCUGAUCUUGUAGCUCAGAAAUAAAUUCUCAAAAAUAUAAUAAGGCCACAUUUGCAGCCCUGCUUACAUUUCUGGUCGCACUGCUAUAGGAAGGAUAGAAAGGGUGCAAAGAUCAUUUACAAGGGCGUUACCAAGACUGGAAGGCUUGAUAUAACAAAGACAGAUAAUAAGAAAAGCUGGGACUUUUUUUCCCCUUAGAGCAUUGGAUGCUAAGGGUAACCUUAUAGAGGUUUGCAAAGUCAUGAGAGGCAUUGAUAAGGGAAAAGCUAAAGUCUUUUAUCUGGGGUAGGGGACAGCAAAACUAAAGGGCAUAAAUUCAAGGUGAGAGGAGUAAAGUUUAAAAGGGACCCGAGCGGCAACUUUUUCAUGCAGAAGAUGGUGCGUGUAUGGAACGAGCUAGUAGAGUUACAACAUUUAAAAGACAUUUGGACAGAUACAUGGGCAGGAAAGGUUUAGUGCAUAUGGGCCAAAUGCAGGCAAAUAAGAUUAGUUUAGAAAACCUGGCUAACAUGGACUAGUUGGGCCAAAGGGUCUGUUUCCAUUGCUGUACAAAUCUAUGACUCUAUUUCAAGGCCUUUAAGGUUUUUGAGCUUCCAUUUAGUCCAUGUCUUUACCAGUUCAAACUUUCAUUUUUCUAAUGCUACUUUAAUUUGUCUCUUUGAUCCCAUCUUCUGUAAAUUACAGCACAUUCAGAGUGCUCUUUUGCACUUCUGAUCCACAUUCGUUCCCACACUCUCAUCACACCAUCCUUUUCAAGCCUCUGUUUGUCUCAGGAGAACAGUUACAGGAUUAAUAUUGACAUUUCUAAGCCCGUUGUGAAUCCACUCUGCCUGCCCUGAUCUCUUAGCCAUACAUUCAUGAUUUGUGCACUCUAUCUGUCAUCGACCACUGUUCUAGUUGGUACAUCUUCAUUCUUAUCAUUUUUGACCCCAGCUUUGCAAAUUAUUUCCCAAUAAAGUUGUGGAUGUUUUAGGAAGGCCAAAUAUAUCGAUUCCCAGUAGACAGGCCAUGUUUCAUGUUCCUUUAGGUUGCCAUUUUUACAGUUUUUGAAGUGUGGUAGAAGGAUUUCACUGAACUGUCAAAGCCCAGGAAUUGUCACACCAAUUCAAGACGGGCUAUAAUUUAGCCACUCUGCCUCCUACUGUUUGGAGUUAGUUACAGUGUCCCAAUGUAUGGACAAUCUUCUUUGGUAAAUGUUUACUUAUCUUAAUAUAUCUGCUGUUCUUUUUCCAACUUAAUUGACUGGUUUGAUCUCUUAAUUGGUUUAAUCUCAACUACAUUGCUCCUUUGACGUAAUUAAAUCUUACCAACUGCUUUGGAAAUAUUACUGUGAGUUAUAUUGCAACUUGACUGUCCAGUAUAGUACUGAAACAGUAUUGCAUUGGAAGAGAUAUUAUUCUUCAGCUGAGACUUUAUACUGGGGCGCAAUGAGUCUUUUCAGAUGGAUGAAAUAGAUCCCAUGGCAUUAUUUGAGGGACAGCGAAAGGUUUAUACUGAGUGUUCAUCCCUCAAUCACUGUCACAAAACAGAUUACUUAAUCAUUGUCACAAACUUGUUCUUGGACAUAUUUGAUGAGGACAAAUUGGCAGGUGUGUUUCCUACAUUACAACAGUAGAUAUAUUUUGUAACUACUUCAUUGACAACAAAACAUUUUGGGGCAUCCAUUGCUAGUAAAAAAAAACUAUAUAAAUACAAGUCUUAUUUUCUUCGGGACUGCCUUUAAAUGUACUUCGUACCUUCUUGGCGUAGUCAAAAAAUGAACGUCACAUGCCCAUUUCUCUAUCACGAAACCGUCUAUCUCCAGUCCCAUAAAAUUGCCUACCAUUGAACAUACUGUAACAAACCCGUUACUGAAAUUCUAAUCCAUACUUCUUUUCGCUUUAGAAUCAACUGCUCCAAUGUUCUAAGUAAAAGUGAAUACUGGAGUGUUCUCCUGAGCACUUUCUAAUCUACACCCGUUGUAAACAUCAUUUCAUCUGAAACUCUGACCAUAUCCAAGUGUCUAUCAAGGCCUGUUCAGUUGUCAUCUUCUCAGGGCCAUUAGGAUGGGAAGUAAGUUUUAGCCUGGCCAGUAACCCUCACGUCCCAAAACCACAAAAAGUAAAAUUGCCGUUAUUCUUGAUCUUGCAUUUGCUUCGCAGUCCCUAUUACACAAAUUUAAAAUUCUCAUCCCUCACCUUAAAUCUCAAACGUGGUCUUGCAUUCUCUAAAUGUAACUUGCAUUCUAACUGUAGUCUCUGAUAGCCUUGUAACCUGUGUACACGUACCUAAGCUCCUCACCAUUGUACUUCCAUCCCAUUAUUAGAUGUUGUGUCAUUAUCCAUUCAGGCCUGGAAUAUAGUAAUUAGGAGCAGAAGUAGACCAUUCAGGCUCCUGACCCAGCGCUGUCAUUGAAUAAGAUCAUGGCUGAUCCAUCCAAAUAACUUUGAUUCCCUUGUUUAGCAAGAAUCUAUGCACCUCCGCCUUAAAAAUAUUCAAUGAUCCACCUGCAUGGCUUUCUUUGCAAAUUUGCACAACCAUCUAAGAGAAAGAAUGACCCGUAUUUUUAAAACUGUCCCUAGUUGUGGGCUCAUCCAUCAAUGAAAACAGUCAUUCCAUGUCUACUUUGCCAAGACCAUUUAGGAUCAUACACACUUCGAUCAAACCACCUCUUGCUCUUCUGAAUUCUAGUGAAACAAAAUAAUCAGAAACAAAAACAGAAAUUGUUGGAAAACCUCUGCAGGUUUGGCAACAUUUGUGGAGAGUUAAUGUUUUGGGUCCAAUGAGUCUUCAGAAAGUUUUAAUGAGGAUUGAACCCACUUUGUUGGUGUUACUCAUCUCUGCCUUGUGAAAGAGCAGCCUGUGGUCCUUUGGAAUUGUGACAACUUUACAUUUAAUUGUAGUGCAGCAGUAGACACUUAUUUUACACACUGUGUAAUUGUUUCCUUUUGCUAGUCUGAAUCACUGAAAAGACAUUGUGACUACAGUGCCCAUUGUACCCUAUAAGUUCUGCUGCACAGUCAGUGUGGUACUCCCCAUUCCCACUCCCAGGGUCAGUGUAAUAUUCCCUAUUCCUGUACCCAGGAGUAAUAUAGCAUGCAAACAGGUUCUUUGGCCGAAACUGGUCCAUACUCACCAUGGUGCCCACUCACCUAGUUUCAAUUGCCCACAUUUGGUUGAUAUAUUUCCAAACCCUUCUCAUCCAUGUACCUAUCCAAAUGUUUUUUAGUGUUGCUAUUGUAUCUGCCUCAACCACUUCCUCUGGUAGUCCAUUCCAUAUACACACCUCUCUGUACAUGAAGAAGUUGCCCCUCAGGUCCUUCUUAAAUCUUUGCCCUCUCAUCUUAAAUCUGUGCGCUCUAGUUUUCAAUUCUCCAUCCCUGAGAAAAAGACUAUAUGCAUUAAUCCUUUCAAUGCCCCUCAUUCACCUACGUUCCAAAGAAUUAAAUCCUAUCCUAGCCCACCUCCCCCUCUAACUCAAGCCUACUAGUCCUGGCACCAUCCUCAUAACUUUUUUGCACAUUUUCUAGUUUAACUAAGUUUGUCCUAUAAUAAGGGUAACCAAAACUAUGCAUAAAAUACAACUGUAACAAAACAUCCCAACCCCAAACUCCAUGCCUUGACCGAUGAAAGCCAGAAUGCAAACUGCCACCUUCACCACCCUGUCCAUUUUUGUUGCCACUUUCAACGAACUGUUCACUUGUACACGUAGGUCCCUCUGUUCCGCAACACUCCUCAGGACCUUACCAUUUACUGUAUAAGCCCUCUUUUGGUUUGACUUUCCAAAGUGCAACACAUCACACUUGUAUGUACUGAUUUGGAGUUGCCAGUCCUCAGCCCACUUACCCAUUUGAUCAAGAUUCCUCUGUAAUUUUUAAUAAUCUACCUUGCUAUCAACAAUACCUUCUAAUUUUCUCAAACUUACUAAUCAUCUCUUGUACAUUCACACCCAGCUCAGUUAUAUAAAUAACAAACGUCCUGGCACAGGAGUCCCAGGCUUCCAAUCCAAGAAACAACCUUCUACCAUCACCCUCUGCUUCCUACCAUCGAGCCAAAUUUGAAUCCAAUUAGCUAGCUCUCCCUGGAUCCCACGCAACCCAGCUUUCAUGACAAGCCUGCCGUAUGGGACCUUGUCAGAUGCCUCAGUGAAGUCCAUAUAGACAGCGUCUACUGCCCUACCCUCAUUUAUCCUCUUGGUUACCUCUCCAAAAAACUCUUCGAAGAUUUGUCAGACAUGACGUGCACAUAUCCAUGCUAAUUAUCCCUAAUCAGACCUUGACUAUCCAAAUGUUGGUUGAUCCUGUCCCUCAGUUUCCUCUCCAAUAACUUGCAUAUCACUUAUGUCAGGCUCACUGGCCUGUAGUUCCCUGACUUAUCUUUGCUACCUUUCUUAAACAAUGGAACAAUAUUAGCCAACCUCCGGUCUUCCAGACCUUCGCUACUUCCAUACCUUCAGGCUAAAGAUGAUACAAAAAUCUCUGCAAGGGUCUCUGCAGUUUCUUCCCUAGCCUCCCAUGUGCAAUAUAAGGCUGGCAACACCUACUGCCUGGUAAUGUGUAUGUGGUCCAAAACAUCCCCACUUGUUUCCCUUGUUUCCUUAGCAUCCCUCCCGGGUAACACUAGAAAAUUUCCCCAUAAAGAUAUUAGACCCCCUCUAAAUCAAGUGCAACCCAUCCCUCUUGUACAUGUCAUCCCUACCCCAGAAGAAAUCCCAGUGAUCCAAGAACCGAAAACCCUGCCUUCUACUCCAGCUCCUCAAUCACACAUUCAUCUGACCUAUCAUUCUAUUUCUACCCUCACUGGCACGUCGCACAGGGAGUAAUUGUGAGAUCACCACCCUUGAAGUCCUGCUUUUUAACUUCUUACCUAACUCCCUAUACUCAUUUUGCAGGACUCCAUCCCUUUGUCUAUCUAUAUCAUUUGUGAACAUUGAGGAGAAAUAUUCAUUAAAACAUCUCCCCCGUCUCCUGUGGCUGCACACAUAGACAGUCGUGCAGAUCUUUAAGAGGACCUAUUCUCUCCCUAGCCGCCCCUUUACUCCUAAUAUAGCCAUAGAACCUCUUGGUAUUAUCUUUAACCUUAUCUUUCAGAUCCGUCUCAAACUCCUUUUCUGCUCCUCUGAUUUCUCUCUUAAGUGAGCUCCUACACCUUUCAUAGUCAUCUAGGGAUUCACUUGAGCCUGAUAGCUUAAAUCCAAUGUAUGCCCUCUUCUUUUUCCUGACCAGAGCCUCAAUAUCCCUAAAUCUGCCAGCUUUUCCCUUCACCCUAACAGGACAUACUGUUCCUAGACUCUUGUAACCACACUUAUAAAAGCCUCUCAUUGGCCAGUUAUUCCUUUUCCUUCAAACAGACUCACCCAAUGAAUCUCUACUUGAUCUUGCAAAAUGGACCCAAAAUUGGCCCGCUCCAGGUUUAGCAUCUUAGGGUGUGGGCCUGUCCUAUUUUUUUCCAUAACUAUGUUAAAACUAAGAAAAUUAUUUAUGGUCACUGGAUCCAAAGUGUUCUCUGGUUGAUACUUCUGUCACUAGCGAGUUUUGAGAAGAUUGGCCACUUCAGUCACUUGCCGGACCUCAUUUUCAAAGAGGAGGUCCAGUGUUGUACCCUCCUGAGUAGGACCCUCUGCAUAUUGAUUUAGGAAACUUUCUUGGACACAUUUGACAAAUUCCACCCAGUCCAGGCCUUUUACACUCAGGGUGACCCAGCCAAUGCAGGGGAAAUUAAAAUCUCCAACCAGUAUCGCUGUUAUUCCUACAGGUACCUGCAAUCAGUGUGCACAUCUGCUCCUCUAGUAUCUGCUAGCUAUUUGGGGGCCUAUAAUACAGUCCCAGCAGAGUGACCAUCCCCUCUAUGUUUAUAAGUUUUAACUUUAUGGCAUCAUUUGAUGACUCCUUAAGCAUAUCCUCUCUAAGCUCUGUUGUUAUGUCUUCCCUUAUCAAAGGGCAGCCCCCCCCCUCCCCACUCGCUUGUACUUCUGUCAUGCCUGUAGUUUCGGUAUCCUGGAACAAUGAGCUGUCAGUCCAGGCCUUCUUUCGGCCCUGUUUUUGUUAUGGCUAUAAUAUCCCAGUCCCCAGAGCCAAUCUAUGCUGUGAGUUCAUCUGCCUUAGCAGUCAGGCCAUGUGCUUUGAAAUCAAAGCACUUUAAACCAGAAGUCUUUUCCCUUCCUUUACUGGGCCCCUGACUAUCCUGAAUAGUAAACUUGUUCUUGAUGGCUAAUAUAUUUUUCCCUGACUUCUCGAUGACCCCUCUCUUAUUCAGAAC
This is a messenger RNA of Stegostoma tigrinum, 10833 nucleotides long. RefSeq lists its product as uncharacterized. The transcript is spliced from 8 exons. Bases 1398 to 3098 code for a protein of 566 amino acids. NCBI's taxonomy places the organism in Eukaryota, Metazoa, Chordata, Chondrichthyes, Orectolobiformes, Stegostomatidae. The record is from RefSeq and is a predicted model, not a curated record. Gene Ontology annotation, cellular component: nucleus.